UCUUCAAUCAGAUGAUUCCAUCAUCAGUUUCCGAUUUUACGUAAAUCGGCACGGCGUUUCGUCGCGUUCGUUUGUCCUUCCCAAAGUGUGUCACCGUUUCGAAUCAAAUUCCCACCCGCGAGUGAAACUUGCCACCACUUGGUGGUGCGUCUAUGAAUUCCCUCAAUUUGUUCCGCCGAACACUGACGACAUCGAUUGGCGGCAUAUCUAGGUCAUCAUCAUCGUCAUCGUCGCCAGUGUCGUUGAUUCGCGAAUUUUGCCCUCGUCGUCAUUUGAAGGCCGUUCCGUCAAACGUCAAAGUCGACAGCAGUUUCGGGAGUGCUUUCGGUGCGCGAACAUCUUCGUCUUGGGCUUCGGUCAGCAGCAGGUCAAGUGCGCCCUCAAUCAAUCGACGAAUACUUCCGGUGGCAAUAAUCGGCAAGCGAACGAUGACGAGUUCCGACAAACCAAAGAUUGUGUUCGUGCUGGGGGCACCCGGCGCUGGCAAGGGAACCCAGUGCGAAAAGAUCGUGGAAACGUUCGGCUUCACGCAUCUGUCCGCUGGGGAUCUGCUGCGGGAGGAACGGAAACGGGAGGGGUCCGAGUACGGGGCCCUCAUCGAGGACAACAUCAAGAACGGGCGGAUCGUUCCGGUGGAGAUUACCUGUGCCCUGCUCGAGAACGCCAUGAUCAAGACCAAGGAGGCCACCGGCAACGACAAGUUCCUGAUCGACGGUUUCCCCCGGAACGAGGACAACCUGCAGGGCUGGAACCGCAAGAUGGCCGACAAGGUCCAGCUGCUGUUCGUGCUGUUCUUCGAGUGCUCCGAGGAUCAGUGCGUGCAGCGGUGCCUGAAGCGGGGCGAGAGCAGUGGCCGCUCGGACGACAACCUGGAGAGCCUGAAGAAGCGCUUCAACACCUACAUCAACGACACGAUGCCCAUCAUCGAGCACUACCGGAAGCAGGAUCUGGUGAAACCCAUCGACGCUGCCCCCGCUCCGGACGAUGUAUUUGAAGCCGUGAAAGCCGCCUUCCAGGGGUCGUAUUAGGAAGCUUCCUGCUGGGACAUCGGAGGGGUAAGCAGUGACGGUUAUCCAUUUUACGUUUCAUACUUUAAGGCAGAUAUAAUAGCAAAAUGGCAAAGCGUUGUUCUAAUCGAGUCAUUCCGUACAGUUUGAAUCUUGGAUUUGCAAAACCAAAUCGUUACUAAGCCCAUAGCACUUGGAUUCCGUAAUCCUACUAGCAACCAAAAAAAAAUCUUGCGUAUAUGCAACAUAUAUCUAGGAAAAUCAUUGUCGAACAUCGCAAAGAGAUGUGUUUAGUAUUUAUGUGUGAAUGAAAUGUUAAAGCUUGCUUCACGCCAGUUGAGUAUUAGCAGGGAUUCCUCGUUGGGAUGGGUUUGUAGCUCGAAUACCUAGACAAUUCUAGCUUCGUGGAAUGGACUGACCGUUAAGUUAAGUGGAAAUCAAGGUCGAAUAAAUUCAGUCAGCAUUUUACAUGGGUUGAGCAAUCGA
Molecule: messenger RNA, 1493 nt
Organism: Aedes aegypti (yellow fever mosquito)
Lineage: Eukaryota; Metazoa; Arthropoda; Insecta; Diptera; Culicidae
Gene: Dak1
Product: UMP-CMP kinase
Exons: 2
Coding region: 153-1028 (291 amino acids)
Biological process (GO): 'de novo' pyrimidine nucleobase biosynthetic process; UDP biosynthetic process; CDP biosynthetic process
Cellular component (GO): cytoplasm; nucleus
Molecular function (GO): UMP kinase activity; ATP binding
Source: RefSeq, a predicted model, not a curated record